Messenger RNA from Microthlaspi erraticum, 1014 nucleotides. NCBI's taxonomy places the organism in Eukaryota, Viridiplantae, Streptophyta, Magnoliopsida, Brassicales, Brassicaceae. The record is from the annotation of a GenBank genome assembly.
AUGAGAGAGAUGGAGCCUAAAACACAUGAGGACGCUUCGAUUAUCCAAGAAUCAUCCCUUACUUGCAUUGAUCUCACAAACACUGAUCUUCAUAAAUCAGCUCUUUUGCUCAAGCAGGCAUGUUUGGACUGUGGAUUUUUUUAUGUUAUAAAUCACGGUAUAAGUGAGGAAGUCAUGAACAAGGCUUUUGAGCAGAGCAAAAAGUUCUUCGAUCUUCCUUUGGAGGAGAAGAUGAAAGUGUUGAAAAACGAAAAGCACCGAGGCUAUACACCGUUAUAUGAUCAAAUCCCUGAUCCUGAGAAUCAAGUCCUAGGGGAUCACAAAGAGGGUUAUUACAUUGGAGCAGAAGUUCCCAGAGAUGAUCCUCAAUGGGAUCAGCCAUUCUAUGGCCCCAACCCUUGGCCUAAUCCUGAUGUUUUGCCUGGGUGGCGUGAGACCAUGGAGAUAUAUCAUCAAGAAGCAUUGAGGGUUUGUAAGGCCAUUGCCAAACUAUUGGCGUUGGCGCUUGACUUGGAUGUGGAUUACUUUGAUAGUUCUGAGAUGCUUGGAAAGCCUAUUUCAACUAUGCGCUUGCUACACUAUGAAGGGAAGUCGGAUCCAUCAAAAGGAAUAUAUGGAACUGGAGCACAUUCUGAUUACGGAAUGAUAACUCUCUUAGCAACUGAUGGUGUUAUGGGACUCCAGAUAUGCAAGGAUAGGAACGUCAAGCCUCAGAAAUGGGAAUAUGUACCGUCAAUUGAAGGAGCGAUUGUUGUGAAUAUUGGUGAUAUGAUGGAGCGUUGGAGCAAUGGCCUUUUCAAAUCCACACUGCAUCGGGUUAUUUUGAAUGGCCAGAAUCGAUAUUCAAUUCCGUUUUUCGUGGAACCGAGUCACGACUGUAUAAUAGAGUGUCUUCCUACCUGCCAGUCCAAAAACAACCUUCCCAAAUAUCCAGCGAUCAAAUGUUCGACGUACCUCAAGCAGCGUUACGAAGAAUCACAUGCGAAACUGAGCAGCUACAAAAAUCAGACCUAG